Trichosurus vulpecula (common brushtail) is the source of this 3048-nucleotide messenger RNA. RefSeq names its product abhydrolase domain containing 17B, depalmitoylase (gene ABHD17B). Gene Ontology annotation, molecular function: palmitoyl-(protein) hydrolase activity. Gene Ontology annotation, biological process: protein depalmitoylation. Bases 837 to 1703 code for a protein of 288 amino acids. The transcript has 4 exons. Gene Ontology annotation, cellular component: endosome membrane; plasma membrane. The record is from RefSeq and is a predicted model, not a curated record. NCBI's taxonomy places the organism in Eukaryota, Metazoa, Chordata, Mammalia, Diprotodontia, Phalangeridae.
CCCCGCCUCUUGCCGUCACCGCUCAGCCGUUCCGGAGGCCCCCUGCGCGUCUCGCUCAGCUGGGCGGCUCCUGAUUGGCGGGACCCCAGAGACAGGAUGGGUCGCUCCUCCCCCGCGCAGACUGAAGCCCGAGUUGUGUGGGACCCAGGCCAUCAGUCAGUCGGUGUCUUAACUCCGGGUUUCCCGUGGACUGGGUCUGUCCCCCUUCCCUCCCCCCACCCCCGCCCCCCACACACCUUCCUACGCUCCACACUCUCCCCUCCCACUACGUGAGGAAGCCCGGGGGCCUGACCCGAAGAGACCUGGCCGAGUCUCCGCGGUGGCCGGGCAUCCGAAGAAAAGAGGCGGCGGCGGCGGCGGCGGCAGCGACCAAGACCACGAUCACGAUCACGACCACGACCACGCGGGACGUAAGGCCCCAGAGGAGCCUCUCGCGCCCGAGCCGUUACUCAGCAGAAGACUCCCUCGAUCCAGGCGGCGCGAGGCGGGCUCCGGGGCGAGAGGCAGCGAGGAAGGAGCUCUCGGGGCCCCCGACCCCCUCCUCCCUCCUCCCCCCUCCCGCUGCUGCGGCCGCCGGCGGACUUGUCCUUUCUCCCCCGGACGAGCGCGCCGAGCCUCCAGCCGGGCGGGAAGAGGACCCACCGCCAUCGGAAGGGAUUCCCCCGGCUGCGGCGGCGGCGACCGCGGAUUCCUUCCCUUUGGGAGGGAGGCGAGAGAUCCGGAGUGUGUACGCGCAGUGGGAGGGGGGACGGACGUUCCCGGUUUUUCGGGAGGGAGAGGCUCUCCCCGCCCUCUGUUCCUUCAGCCCAGCGCUUCGCGGAGGUGCAGAAUAGAAGAUGAAUAAUCUUUCAUUUGGUGAACUAUGUUGCCUCUUCUGCUGUCCACCCUGCCCAGGGAAAAUUGCUUCUAAAUUAGCAUUUUUACCACCUGACCCUACUUACACUCUGAUGUGUGAUGAAAGUGGAAGUCGCUGGACCCUACAUCUUUCAGAAAGAGCAGACUGGCAGUACUCUUCUAGAGAAAAAGAUGCUAUUGAGUGCUUUAUGACUAGAACCAGUAAAGGUAAUAGGAUUGCCUGUAUGUUUGUGCGUUGCUCGCCCAAUGCCAAAUAUACUUUACUCUUCUCACAUGGAAAUGCUGUUGACCUUGGUCAGAUGAGCAGUUUUUACAUAGGACUGGGUUCACGGAUUAAUUGCAAUAUAUUUUCAUAUGACUAUUCUGGAUACGGAGCAAGUUCUGGGAAGCCAACAGAGAAGAACCUUUACGCAGAUGUUGAUGCAGCUUGGUUGGCUCUUAGAACAAGGUAUGGUAUCCGCCCUGAAAAUGUGAUCAUAUAUGGCCAGAGUAUAGGAACGGUACCAUCUGUGGAUCUUGCUGCUCGUUAUGAGAGUGCUGCUGUCAUUCUUCAUUCUCCUCUGACCUCAGGAAUGCGGGUAGCUUUUCCAGAUACUAAGAAGACCUACUGCUUUGAUGCAUUCCCAAACAUUGACAAAGUCUCUAAAAUAACCUCACCAGUGUUAAUAAUUCAUGGGACUGAAGAUGAAGUCAUUGACUUUUCACAUGGCCUCGCAUUAUUUGAACGCUGCCAAAGACCUGUGGAGCCUCUCUGGGUUGAAGGAGCAGGUCAUAAUGAUGUGGAACUUUAUGGACAGUACCUUGAACGAUUGAAACAGUUUGUGUCACACGAACUAGUGAAUUUGUAAAUUACUUUGUAGAUUUACAUACUGUGUUUUGUUUUGAUGCUGAACUGGACACCUUGGUAAAUGAUAUAAAACCUGAAGGUUUUGUUUGCAAAUCAUGUUAGUUGCCUUCAUAAAUGUACAGGUAUGAUUUGUUAACAGAAUUAAUGAAGGUUUUAAUUACCAGUAUAAAACUGGAAAUAACAGUAUCAUGCAGUCAAGCUGUGUAAUUUAUAUAUUUUAUGUGAAUUUUUUUUUAAAAAAGAAACAAAAACCACCAAGAUGAGUACUGUAUGAAAUUUUAAUUCUGUAAAAAAUCAAAUGCUGUAAAAAUAUUGCCAAAUGCUUUCACAUACCAGAAAUGAAUUUAUAAAUAUUUUUUAAAACAUCUCAACGUAUUAACCCUUGUUGCACUAAUGUAAUAUUCUUUUAAAAAACGUACAUCUAAAAAAGUGCAAAUAGUCAUGUUAAAAUAAAUUGUAGUAAACACCAUGAGAACAUGCUAGUUCUUAGAGUUGACCAAGACCCUGUUGUGCAGGGUCAAUGGUUAAAACAGUUAUUUUGUAUCCAUAUCCUAAUGGUUAAGCUUACAUUUUCUAUUUUUGUUUAUGACAGUGUUAGACUUCAUUUUUGCCCCCUGUGUAUUAAUUUACCAACUGGUUACUUUAUAAAGGGAAAGUCAUAGAUAACACUGAAUUUUAACUGGCUUUGAGUCACAAAGUCAGUACCAUGAGGCAACUAUUUAAAUUCUCAUAUUAGAAAUUUCAACAAUGUUAGAAUAUUUAGAAUGAUUUUUGUGUGCAGCAUUUUUUAAACCUUUGAAUGAUUGUGUAGAAAUGCAGUACUCUUAAUAGUAUGGAAACCUGAAAGUUCAUUUAGUUUUGUUUUAUUUCGUAUCACAUGCACAUUUGCUGCUGUAUACCAUUCAGGUUUCCUUUGGCUGUUUUUUAAGUAUAGAACCUCUGGUUUUGGCUGCCAUCUGAGAAUAUUACUAAUUUACUCCUUAGUAGAAGAGAAAGAAAAGAGAGAACAUUAACACUUUUGUAUUAACUAAUGUAGUUUUAAAAAAAAUGCUGAAAAACAAAACUGUAAGUUGCCUUUUCCUUGGAUGAAUCUUGCCUGAAUAAAACUAUGAAAGAAAAAUACAAAUUAAAUUAAUGGUAUGUAGUCUAAUUUGUAAAUGAAUGAAUAUUGAAAUAAUACACACUGUGGAUAUAUUUUAAGGCCUUAUGUAGUUUUACUUGUUCUGCUUGUUCUGUGGUUAUGUCUAAGACUAUUGUAUAUGAUUCCCUUAAAAAUAUAUCAAGUAUUGUGAAUGCUUUGGUUUAGAUGUGUCAGAUUAACAGUAAAAUAGCAAAUAUCCCACUCA